Ochotona princeps (American pika) is the source of this 2262-nucleotide messenger RNA. RefSeq names its product vasodilator stimulated phosphoprotein (gene VASP). The transcript is spliced from 13 exons. Gene Ontology annotation, molecular function: SH3 domain binding; profilin binding; actin binding. Gene Ontology annotation, biological process: actin cytoskeleton organization; axon guidance; positive regulation of actin filament polymerization. Lineage: Eukaryota; Metazoa; Chordata; Mammalia; Lagomorpha; Ochotonidae. Gene Ontology annotation, cellular component: cytoskeleton. Bases 315 to 1454 code for a protein of 379 amino acids. The record is from RefSeq and is a predicted model, not a curated record.
AGCGGGGAGUGGAAUUUUGGAAGGAAAUGUAGCGAAGAGAAGUCCGGGAGUGAGAGUGAGGUGCUGGCGGCCGCCGGCCGAGGGGGCGCGCCGGGCAGCGAGCCGCACCCCGCCGGGCACAGCCGCCUCCCGACCCGCGCCCCCCGCCGUCCCGGACGCCGGCGGCGCCCGCGGAGCCUCCCGGGCCCUCCUCCCCUCCAGGGGCGGGACCCCGGCCGGGGGAGCACGGAGCAGAGCCGGGAGCCGGCCUCGAACCCCCGCCGCUCGAGCCUGGGGCGCCCCGGGAGCGCACGGGCCGAGGGCGCGCCGCAGCCAUGAGCGAGACGGUCGUGUGCACCAGCCGGGCCACUGUGAUGCUCUAUGAUGAUGGCAACAAGCGCUGGCUCCCGGCAGGCACGGGGCCCCAGGCCUUCAGCCGCGUCCAGAUCUACCACAACCCCACAGCCAAUUCCUUCCGGGUCGUGGGCCGCAAGAUGCAGCCUGACCAGCAGGUGGUCAUCAACUGUGCCAUAGUCCGGGGUGUCAAGUACAAUCAGGCCACCCCCAACUUCCACCAGUGGCGCGAUGCCCGCCAGGUCUGGGGGCUCAACUUCAGCAGCAAGGAGGACGCAGCGCAGUUUGCUGCCGGCAUGGCCGAGGCCCUCGAGGCGUUGGAAGGAGGGGCACCCCCGGGUCCACCGGCACCCCCAACUCCUGCCACCUGGGCCAGCCAGAACGGCCCCUCCCCAGAAGAGCUGGAGCAGCAGAAAAGGCAGCAGCCAGAGCACAUGGAACGCCGGGUCUCCAAUGCAGGCCCACCUGCACCCCCUGUGGGGGGCCCACCCCCACCUCCGGGACCUCCCCCUCCUCCGGGUCCCCCCCCACCUCCAGGUCUGCCUCCUUCCGGGGUGUCUGCUGCAGGGCAUGGAGCUGGAGGAGGCCCGCCCCCUGCACCCCCUCUCCCCACAGCUCAGGGCCCCAGUGGUGGGGGGACUGGCGCCCCCGGCCUGGCUGCAGCCAUUGCGGGAGCCAAACUCCGGAAAGUCAGCAAGGAGGAAGCCUCAGGGGGGCCUUUGGGCCCCAAAGCUGAGAGUGGUCGCAGCACAGGUGGUGGGGGUCUUAUGGAAGAGAUGAAUGCCAUGCUGGCCCGGAGGAGGAAAGCCACGCAGGUGGGAGAGAAACCCCCCAAGGACGAGUCAGCCAGUCAGGAGGAGCCAGAGGCCAGAAUCCCUGCCCACAGUGAAUCCGUGCGGAGACCCUGGGAGAAGAACAGCACGACCUUACCAAGGAUGAAGUCCUCCUCUUCGGUGGCCACUUCUGAUGUCCACCCCCCCACCCCCAGCUCCAGUGACGAGUCAGACCUGGAGAGGGUGAAGCAGGAGCUCCUGGAGGAGGUGAGGAAGGAGCUGCAGAAGGUGAAAGAGGAGAUCAUUGAAGCCUUUGUCCAGGAGCUGAGGAAGCGGGGUUCCCCCUGACCGCGGGGACCCAUUUCUCCUUUCCGCGCGCCCCGCCUGUUACCCGGCUUCCCCCGCCGCCACCUCGACUGGACCUGGAAUUGGCUCAAGAUUACAUAGGAAUGCAUCGUCCCUUGCACACCUCCACACCUCCCUCCCACUUGGACAAUUCCGAGGGGGUGUGGUUUCCUGCACCACGCCCACACCCGUACUGGCUGCUGAUUGGCUGGGGAGGCCCCGCCCUUUGCUCCCUUUGGUCCUUCCCCUCCGCCAUCCCCUCAGGGCUGGUUCCUCUGCUGGGGAUGUACCAUGGAACCCCACAGGAAGGGGGAAGGAAAGGGAAUUUCACAUUCCCUUGUUUAGAUUCACUUUAACGCUUAAUGCCUUCGAAUUUUUGUUUAAGAAGUAUAUAAAUAUAUAAAUAUAUAUAUAUUUGGGUUUUGGGGAGGGGGAAGGGAGAUUUUUUUUGCCUCUUUGGUUUUGAUAAAAUGGGGUGUGGGGGUUUUUAAAUGCUGUAGCCCCUGGUGGGGUGGCUGAGCAGGGUGGGGGAGUCCCGGCCCCGGGACUUCUCUUCCUGCUCGCUCCUUCCCUUUUCUAUGAGGAAUUAAGAUGCUGUAACUUUUUUGGAACCUCAGUUUUUUUGUUGUUGUUUUGUUAUUUUUUAUUUGGGGUAGGUUUGGGGGUCCAGGCCAUUUUUUUAACCCAGCAGGGAAAAUGAAGGAAACAGGAAAGGGGAGGGGAGCAGCCUCUCCCCCUCCCACCUUCACCUUUUAGCUUCUUGAAAAAGGGCCCCAGUGGAAUAAAUCUGCCAGUUUUUCUAAAUGCUAAA